Molecule: messenger RNA, 10287 nt
Organism: Eleginops maclovinus (Patagonian blennie)
Lineage: Eukaryota; Metazoa; Chordata; Actinopteri; Perciformes; Eleginopidae
Gene: mtss2b
Product: MTSS I-BAR domain containing 2b
Exons: 14
Coding region: 422-2833 (803 amino acids)
Biological process (GO): cell projection assembly; plasma membrane organization
Cellular component (GO): actin cytoskeleton; cytoplasmic side of plasma membrane
Molecular function (GO): phospholipid binding; actin binding
Source: RefSeq, a predicted model, not a curated record
GUGAUCCACCGCUCCCGGUUCUCCGCUGCCUUCACAUGCGUCCCCACCGACAACGCGUAGCGCUGGCUGCGCCAAGAUGAGCGGUCCUCCUGGUACCAUCUGAACACCGCCUGCCUGAUCUGGAUCCGGGGAAAGAGACAUCCAAACAGCCAGAGAAAAAAGAAAAACAGACCUUCUCUCCUCUCUCACAACCCAUCUUCCGUUCGCUUGGAAGCACUGUAUUUCUUUCGGCAUCUUUUCCCUUAUCACCCCUCCUCCGCCUCCGCCUCCGCCUCCUCUUUUUACUGCAUCCCCUCCGUUAUUGUCGGUUAAAAGGAGAAACCGGAGAGCCCGCUUGUGGAAAUACAAUUUUUUUUGCAUUUCUUCCCCCUGCCUAGUGUUGGUAGCGCGCUGUCGGUGCGCGCUUUGCAAAUUCCGGUGAAUGGUGGAUUUGGCAAACAUGGAGACCGUGGAGAAGGAAUGCGGGGCCCUCGGGGGUUUAUUCCAGGCGAUUGUCAACGACAUGAAGUGCUCCUAUCCUGUUUGGGAGGACUUCAGCGCCAAGGCCACCAAGCUGCAUUCCCAGCUCCGAACCACGGUGCUGGCUGCUGUAGCCUUCCUGGAUGCCUUUCAGAAGGUGGCAGACAUGGCUACCAACACCAGAGGGGCAACCAGAGAUAUCGGUUCAGCUCUAACCAGGAUGUGCAUGAGACAUCGCAGCAUCGAGGCCAAACUUCGCCAGUUCACCAAUGCGUUGAUGGAGAGUUUGAUCAAUCCUCUCCAGGAUAAGAUUGAGGAUUGGAAGAAGACAGCCACCCAGCUAGAUAAAGAUCAUGCCAAAGAGUACAAGAGGUCACGCCAUGAGAUCAAGAAGAAGUCAUCUGACACCACGAAGCUGCAGAAGAAGGCUCGUAAAGGGCGAGUUGACCUGCAGCCCCAGCUGGACAGUGCCAUGCAGGAUGUGACUGACAUGUGUCUGCUGAUGGAGGAGACAGAGAAACAGGCAGUGCGCCGGGCCCUGGUGGAGGAGAGGGGUCGCUUCUGCACAUUCAUUGGCUUCCUGCAGCCUGUUGUGAAUGGAGAGAUUGCCAUGCUGGGAGAGAUCACACACCUCCAGGCCAUCAUUGAUGACCUCACUGUGCUGACAACUGAUCCUCACAAACUGCCACCAGCUAGUGAACAGGUGAUAAAGGACCUGAAGGGGUCAGAUUACAGCUGGUCCUAUCAGACCCCCCCCUCAUCCCCCAGCAGCUCCUGCUCCCGCAAGAGCAGCAUGUGCAGCAGCGUCAACAGCGCCCACAGUAGUGCUUCCCGUUCAUCAGGGGGAGGCGGUGGUGGUGGUUUUGGUGGAGGGGGUGGAGGCUCCCAGCCCCACUCACCCACCUCAUCCUCCUCCUCCUCCUCCUAUCGCUACCGCAGCAACCUGCCGCAUCAACCCCUACCACCGGGGGGCAUAGCGGCACACCGCCUCAGCAGCGUCUCCUCCCACGAUUCGGGCUUCGUGUCCCAGGAUGCAAACAUCUACUCCAAGCCCCCCUCGCCCAUGCCCUCGGACAUCACUAGCCAGAAGUCGUCCAGCUCAGCAUCAUCCGAGGCCUCAGAAACAUGCCAAUCAGUCAGUGAAUGCAGCUCCCCCACCACUGAUUGGUCCAAAGCAGGUCAGUAUGAGCAGCCAGUGGCGGCAGCGGCAGUUCCGAGAAGAAAGGAACCGCUCGAUAGACUGAGGGAGAACGAGAUGUCGCCGGUCUCCCAGGGAUACGCCACACCUACACAGCCCGAGGACGCGCAGAGACACAGGAUGACCCCGGCUAACAUCGCGUCCAAGCAUGGAGAUGAGGUUUCUCCAGCAGCCAGUGACCUGGCCAUGGUUCUGACCAGAGGACUGAGUAUGGAGCAGCAGAAGAGCAACAGGGACUCUCUGCAGUACUCCAGUGGCUACAGCACAGAGACUACAACCCCAUCCUGCUCUGAAGACACAAUCCCCUCCCAAGGUUCUGACUAUGACUGCUACUCAGUGAAUGGUGAUGCUGAAGGUGCAGACGGCCAGACAGAGUUUGACAAGUCCUCCACCAUUCCUCGCCAUUCUAACAUCGCUCAGAACUACCGCCGGAUGAUCCAGACCAAGAGACCAGCGAGCACAGCCGGAUUACCCAGUGGGGUUCUAGGUCCUGGGGGUCAUGUUAUAGCAGGUGGAGGUUCAGGUACUCCAGGCACUGCCACCAUCCGCCGAACCCCGUCUACAAAACCGGGCGUGAGGCGCACACUGUCCAGCGCGGGGCCUAUUCCAAUCCGACCACCCAUUGUGCCUGUCAAGACACCAACUGUUCCAGGAGACUCGCAUUCACCUGGCGCAACUGCUGGGUACGCAGGUGGAGCACACUCAGGCGGCGUGCCUGUACGUGUGGGCAGUGAGGAGUGUGUGUUCUUUACUGGAGUCGAGGAUGCACAGGGAGCACUUGAUUAUGUGAAGGCAUCACCUAAGCGCCUCAGCCUGCCUAAUACCGCCUGGGGAUCAGGGGCGGCGUUAGAGAUCUACACCCAGCAGCAUGGAGGCAUUGCCAUGGGAACAGGUCCAGGGGCCGGGUCAGAGGAGGAUCAGAUGAUCGCGGCCAAUCGGCACAGCCUAGUGGAAAAGAUUGGCGAGUUAGUAGCCAGUGCACAUGCCCUUGGAGAAGGGCAGUUUCCUUUCCCUGCCCUUCCUGAUGACCCGGCCCUGCAGCCAACCGGCCCAACCAAUAGUGAGACAGGGACAGAGGGGGCAGAAGGGUCCGGUGACAUGUUGACCACCAUCAGGAGAGGGGUCCGUCUCCGCAAGACCGUAUCCAAUGAUCGCUCGGCACCACGUAUCUUGUGAUUCGAGGAGAAGCAGGAAGAAGAUGAUGCUUGUCAGCCAAUAGGGAGUCAGGUGUUGGUGUGGUGUAACCCAACAGCUUAGUACAUACACAAACACUUAACUAUGUAGGGAAAGCUAUAAUAUAACAGAAGAUGAAUAAAAACAUACACAAAAAAUAAGUUUAAUGACACCAUUAGAGUAAAUGAUAUAUAAUAUAAUGAUAAUAACAUUAAUGAUAAUAACUCAUGGUGACAAAUACAAGUGAAAUACUGAAUAUUGACAGGCUCCUAGCAGGCCACUAUAACUAGUGUAUGUUGGACGCAUGUUUGUCUUCUCUACACCUUCACCCAGGGACGAAAAACAGAUACGAUAAAAAAAAAGCAAAGAGAGAAAUGACUGGGUUUUGUUUGUCGAUCACACCUUUCCCCAUCCUCUUCUCCAACCAACCCGACUGUCUACUCUUAGAUAAAAGACUAAUGGCUGAUGGAGGUCCCUGUGGGGGUGAUUCAGAGGGGAGGGGUCAGAGUGCCAUGUGACCAGCUGGAUUAGAAUCCAGGCUAUCUCAGCAGCGACAUACUGUACUUAUUAGCCCACUGAACUUUAGCUUUGGUAUUAGCACGGGGAGCUAACAGGCCAGAGGUCCCCUCUGGUUCAUCCUAAUGUAAAAGAGUGUUUAAAAAAAUACUGUUGGCAUUGAACCGUGCUAGUUCCCCCUUCCCCUCUCUGGUGUGUGUGUGUGUGUGUGUGGUGCAUUCAUUUGUAUGCAUGUGGGCAAAGGCGAGUGUGUGUGCACAUGUGAUUGAUUGUUUGUGGGUGCGAGAGGGGGGUGGGUAGAGCUCUGCUGCAGGACAGCUGGUUACCCAAUGAGGGCAGGGCUUUUCUCCUGUGUGUUGUAUGUGUAUUUUCUUGUUUAUAUCGUGACGUCAUUUACCUUGUUACAACUGUACGAGAAGUAAUCCAGGCGUAUAGAUAUAUUCAUAUAUAUUUUCUAGAACCAGAGAGAAAAUGUAAAAUCAGAAAUGGAGCAAUAAAUGUGUUUUAUUUUCUUGUUUCUAAGAAGAAGAUAGAUGGAGGAAUGUGAGUUCUCCUUUAUCACAUUCAGGCAAUCAUCAGGAAUGCUAAAUUACAUGUUGACUGUGAAUUCAUGCCUCACCACUUAGGUGUGUCUCUCUCCCUGUCGCUUUCUCUUUCUGGUGGAGGAAAUGGAUUUAAAAAAUGUUGAAAAACACAUAAACUGUAAAGCACUUUGAUAGGUGGUAGAGUAUGUACAAUAGCUGCUCAAUGUUGCUGUAGUCAUACCUUAUGCAAGGGAGAGAGAAAGUGAAAGAGAUGGUUGCCAAUGAUAGGGAGGGGAAUUAUUUAAUGUGUUGUAGAAGACAGGGAGGGACAAAAAGGAAGUGAUAAAGACUGGUGGAAUUGAAGUGAUUGGUCGAACGAGAGCAGGGAUGAGAAAGUUGGGCAAAAAUAUUUAUCUAAAAUUGGAUUGGACAUCAGAGCUCUUCAGGGUUCUACAAGCCAUAGUGCUACGGUGGAUUGUGAAUUAAGUGGUUGCACUCAACGCAUAAUGCAAAAAAAUACACUGAACAGAUAGGUGAGAGUACUUUGGGAUACAGGCUUUAAAAGGUCACUUGACCAAUAUGACAAAAACAGUUGGCCCAUAUGAUAGAUUAGGGAAAUUAAAGAAUGUAAUGGAAAUGAAGGACUCAAUUAGUUAUUCUUCAUUUUCACACAUGUACAUGCGCACAGCAAUGCACAUACAAUGACAUUGAUUUACUGCAUUUAACCAAUGCAUUUAUUGGCAGCCGUGGGCAAUGAAUUGUUACCUGUAAAUACUGUAUUUCCUUGCAUUAUGAAAAAGCUGAGCAGCUGCCUUUUGCCCAAGAUUGGCUCCUCAAGUUUUAUUUAUAAGGACACCAUACAACAAAGCUGAUACAUCGUACAGAGGAUUAUAUUUGCAAUAAGGUUACCAUAGGAAACAAAAAAUGACUUUGAGGGAGAGCAUGCACAGUAAGUUGCACAGUGUUGGGCAGUGGUUAGCUGAAAGCUAGCAAUUAGAAGCUCUGAGUUUGGCCAGGCCUUUAGUUGAAGAUAGGAUUUAUCUUUAGGUACAAUCAAUUUAAAACUCACCGCUUUUGAUGAUGAGUAAUGUGUAGUUUAACAAAAAAUUAAACUUGCCCAACACUGUUUAUUUAAUUGAGGGAUAUCCCCUGUUUGUGUAUCUAAUGCUAAGCUAAAUGUUAACAUUUAGAUAAGCAUGUGUUUAGUCACAGAAAGUACAUGUAGUUCUAGUAAUCAUGUCCUUUAACUGAAGCUGUGUCUCAAUUUGGAUACUUCCAUUAGUGGCAGGUAGUACACUGUGUUCAUUAUGUAGUGUUUGAAUUUCAACAGUGUAGUGUUGUUUCAAAGAUAACAGCUGUAAGCAUUGACGAUUCCAUUAUCUUUUCCUUUGUUUUAAUGGUAUAUUGCAACAGGAAAUAUAUCCAGCUACAAUAUCGGCAAUUCUGGUGGUAACUGCCAUUUGGCUGGAUACCCAAAAUAGCGACCAUUGAGUAAGAAUGGUCUAGCGUUCCACACAUAACUUUUUGACUGUCAUACGUACAACAACCAGGUACUCAUACUGCACUUGGUUUUGCCAAACUACUAAAAAAAUAUGGAAGUCCACAAAUUGAGACACAGCAAAAGUGUACCUGCUCCAGUUUAGCUUAGCCUAGUGCUAAUAACCCAGUUCAGCUCAGGACACGGCUGCAUGACAGGAUUAUUUAUGUACAUGAAUAUGUGGUGAAGGAAAAGGUGAUGCUUGUUUGACAUGCUCGCUGACAAAUAACAGGAGUUUUAAAUAAGACUUGAGAAUCUGACGGAGAGACUAAGAGUGGAAUGAGCAUUUCACUGCCUGUUCAUCCAAUAUGUGCUGUACUUGUAAAUGAGAAUAAGGCGCCCAGAUUUGGCAUGAAUGGUUUGUUUAAAAAAAUGUACAUUGAAUUUUCAGUUUCAGUAUUAUAAUUUUUUCAUUCCGCAGUUUUGUUUGAAUAUUUAGUCUUAAUUUUAAUUUAUGUAAAAGAAUAAGAAAUCACUGCAAAUGUAACACAAACUAUUAAGCUGUGUCACAUGUGGAUGUAGGAUGGGUGGGCCGAGUGUGAGUGUGUCCCUGUUUAGUCGGCAAACUCAUUACUGUUGAAUGCCCUAUUUUUUAACUGUUUUAAAUAUAGUAGUGGCCCUUAAAAUAAUAUACUGAUGAUUCAAUUUAAAGCGUAAGAGAGGAGAAUGCUAGCAAUUUUUAAACACAAUGUGUGUGUGUUGUCACAUGUGGAGGUUGUGUGUUGUAUCAGCUGGGCGAGAGGGUAGAAGGGCAGAGCAGCGGGCUAAGACUCCAUCACCUCCCUACAGAAAAAGAGAAAAUGUUUAUCUGUAAGACCGCCAAUGGAAGUCAAAGUGUACAUGAAUAAAUGUAUGGAUGCUGAAUGUACUGCAAUGUGUAGGGGGGACAUUUAACUGUAUGUGUUUGACUUGCUUGAACCAUUGCAAAGACAUGACUUUGUUCUUGUACAACUGAAUGAAGUUUAAACAGUAGGAAAGCAAUACAGAAGUAGUGUGCAUGUACGUACAUUCAAGUGUGGGUAUGUUAAAGGAACAUAGCACUGUUUUCUUUUGGUUCACCAUCUUAAAGCCAUACCACAUUGCCAACUCUGAAUGGUAUGAUAUAGGGUUACCCUUCGCUAUAUUUUCAAGGACACUGUUAGAGCCAAUUCCACAAGUCUGAAUGAGUAUGUGCUUUAUGUUUAUUAAUUCUAAUGCACAUUGAAUUCACUGCCAGUUAUCUAUAUUAGUCAUUGCUUGAUUAAAGGGUUUAUAAUUCCCUGCAAAACAGACAUGCUGCUUAAUUCCAAAUGAUGAAUCACAACUCAGGAUAAGAGCAGGAUUUCACAUUGAGUGAGAUGACAAAACGUCAUAUUGAACACACUGGCCAUUUGAUGAGUGUGAGAUGAGUAUACAACACUGCUAUUUUCCUUUAAAAUGCCCAUUUAACAGCACAAAACGUUAUCUAACUAAAACAAUAAUGUCUUUUUUUAAACUUGCUGAAUUAACUGUGUACUGAACUAACUGUCUGAUCAAGCCGAAACCACUACUCUGCUACAGAUAUGUCAAUAUGCCCAUUUAAAUGACUGUAUGUGUAUGUGGGUAGAAAUAGGUCUACUGGCUACAAUGAAGCAGACCACUGUAGGAAUAGACGUGAAAACAUAUUGGCAGAUUUACAUGCGUGCAGGCAUGCGUGCAUACAACAAACUACACAAACAACGCCUGUGUAUACAAAAACGACACAGGCCUAAUUACUGUACAUCAUGUUUAAAAGGAACUAGCAGUGUAAAAACACAUUUUUUACAUAUUUCAUCAUUUAAAAUCUGUUAAAAUGUUGAAAAUAUAUGUGGACAUUCAUUGGCCAACCAUUACCAUUCUAUAUUUAGUUUGUUAAAUCCACACAAAAACAUUUUCUAUUGGACACAUUUUUGGCCAGGUGCCAAGAAAUAUCCAGGCGAAAACCAGUAACUCCAAAUUCCUUCAACAGUAAAAAGGAUUACUUAACUGACAAAAUGACCAUUUGUAUAUCAAUGAAUCACCCCAUAUUACCUUUGAGUUUGGAAAAAAAACAAACUUUUCUUUGCUAAACCAUUUCGCCCCUUCUAAGGACUCCAGAAUGGGUGGUGCGUUUUCCAACUGCAAAACUUGGAUAACAGUGCAAGAGUUUUUAUCGUGGUAUAGUUUUGCUUUUGUUAAAAGCUGCGCCAAUUUACUUAAAAUUGUUUUUUGAUUUUUCGUUCACAUGGUGGCAUGCAAGAAGUUUUCUUCAAGAACUCAAGGUAACACGUGGUUUGUAACUGUUAUACAAAUUGUAAUUUUCUGGUGUGAAUUCCUCUUUUCUGGUGUGAAUUCCUCUUCAUAUUGAGUAUAAUGACAUUGUAGGGUUAAAAACCCAGCAGCACCCUUGUCUGAAAGCCUGGAGGUGUACAAAAUCUACUAAUUACUAUAUCAAAUUUGUUUGAACACUUGAUUAUGUACGGAGAUCGUUUAUACACCCAUGUAUCCCUCUUUUUCUUUUCCUCUCUAUUGUCCUUCUCUUUUCUUACCUCCAUCCACUGGCACAGUACACCCAGGGACGCCGUCUGACUGAUAGGUUAGAAAACAACAUUUGUUGGGAUAAGUCCUGUCGGCUGUACUCUUUGUCCCUCGCAGCAUGUCAAAGCUAAUGAAACAGCAUUCUGAUGAAGUGUUUAUUCGCACCACAGUCAACAUGAGCUCAGUUUCUCUCUCUGUUUAUAUCCCAUUCACUCUUGUCCUUCCCCCUUUCUCCAUGUUUGUAUGUGGGUAUGCAUGUGUGCUACGGUUCAAAUGUGGAUGGAUGUGGUUUCUGGGUGUGUUGUAUUAAGAAGCGCCAGAAGCAUUAGCUUGGGUAAACUGCCCCCUGCUGUACAGGACUAGCUUCAAGGCAAGCAGCUGACACUCAACAUUUUAACUAGAUUACAUUUUAAUUCAUUUUACAUUUUGGCACCAUAUCACAGGCAGCUGAUAACACUUUGAUGGUUUCUUGGUGAGCUUCUGUCACUAAAACAAACAUAACGCAAGGGGGAGCAGUAUUUUAACAUGCAGUUGGAUUUUUGUAUGUGUGUGCAGCACAACUAUAUUGAUAUCUAUGUUGAAUGGGGCAAAAAUUCAAAAGGCAACUUUUUUUGUUGACGGCAUGCCAUAAUGGACACAAGUGACAAUUACAGCAUAUAGCUAAAAUGUCACGGAACAUUAGCACAAGAAAGGAGUGAUUCCAAAGUCUUAAUUCAAAACCAUACAUCACCAAAUCCUUCAAAGUAAAUGUUAAAAAAUAAGAGGGUAUAUCUGAACUCGUGAAGCAAUUUCACAAGUUCUGCUUUUGAAUCCCCUGAUCUCAACUUUAUUUUUGAAUGUGCGCUUAGUUCGUAAUCCAUAUUUAACAUACAAUUCUACAAAUCUUGUCUUUUGCUAGACGUGACGAGAUGGAACUAAAAGACAAAUUAAAAAGAAUCUAAAAGACUGAUAAAUAUUCAAAUAUGGACAACUUCUCUCAGCCAGUCAACUUGUUUUCCAUCCGCCCUGAGUUUCCCUGGUUACUCAGAUUUAUAGGAAAUUGGCAGAGUUCUACUGUGGACAUUGGCUCGCAGCGUGAACACAAAUGCAAAUCUGUGGAAAUGUUGCUGAGAACAGACUUAUUUUGCGGUUUGAAAUGCAAAUUUGAUUUCCUUCAAGAAAACACAGGAAACUCACUGUCUCAGAUUAUAAACAAUAAAAACAAAUAUUCUAAAAGGCUCCUUAUGGAUGAUUCAAACAAGAUUGGCCCUGAAGUGACCAUUAAAAGAAGAGAUUGAGCUGAAUUUGUAAUGAAAAGAAUGGCACAUGGGCAAAACCAUAGUUUAUUAAAGUAAGCUACGGUUAGGGUUAAGGUUUAGCAAAAGACAGAACUUGUUCAUUUGUCUUAACCUAAAUAGGCAUUUCAAUCCCAAUAUCAAUCUUAAUUUAAAAUGAUACCUUACUAAAUCAAUUUAAAAGUCUUUAAAAGUUACCAACAUAGGGAGUAUAUUAAAGGGUUCUUAGGCCUCAAUUGCUGCAGUACAACACACUCCUUAAGCCAUCUGCCCAGGUUAUACUGAAUGUGUGUAUGCAUGAAUGUGUGUUGCAUUAGGACACUUGGUUCGGACCCCUACUGUUCCUCCCUCCCACCUCACACACACUAUCUGCCAAUCGUUUUUGCUGUCUAAAACUGGAGAAACCCAACACAUACAAACCAAUAAGCACACACACAGUUGUCUGAAGCAAACGUGACUAAGGUAUAUUCUUGAAAGCUCCAUCAUGGUCUUCCGGGGGAUCAUGAUGAAACACGUUGUAACUUCCUGACAUAUAGCCAUGCAGAACAGAGGGUCCACAGUGACCUCCCGGUGCCACAGUGACUGAACUGAAUGUCUCUCUGUCAGUUCUCAGUAGUGUCUCUCGCUUGCUCUCUCUCUCUCUCUGUCCCUUCUUCUUCUUCUUCUUCUUCUUCUUCUUCUUCUUCUUCUUCUUCUAUAGCCUCCAAAUGAAAUCUCUCCACAACUCACCCUCGAGACGUUGAUAUCAUUUUCUAUAGGGCUAUCUUGUACCAAGGAUACCAAUUUGGCCCAGUCUACAUCUGCUUUAUGUUUCUGUACAAACCAAUCUUUUGCUCCUCUCUUCACCCCCCCACGUAGACCUGCAGACACAGUGGUCUUUGUCUUUCUCUCUGCUUUCUCUCCCCCAUUCUUCUUUAAUUUAUUGUGAAUUGAUUUCCAAGGUCGUUUCGCCUCUGUCGCUGAUGAUAAGGUUUUCUUUUUCUGUCUUCCUUUUUGUAAAAUUGACCUUUUUUUGUUAACUUUAGUCACUGCUAAUGUAACAAAACGCACUGUGAUGAUUCCAGUAUUAAUAAAAGUUGUACUUAAACUGUG